AGCGCAACAAAAAAAUGAAAAACUCCUUCAAGUACUUUCUAUUCAUCUGGGUGCCGAGUGUGUUUUGUUUACCCGAGCCGGUGUCACAACCAGCGUACCAGACUAAUCAGUACCUUAGUGCUCAAGUGUUACCCCAAGUGCAGUACAAGCAACCUGAAGCGCCAGGGUACGUGCAGGUUCAGCCCCAAUAUGUGCGUCAGCAGAUUACACGACCAGUGCACGAACCCAAGAGGGAAGGGUUGCAGAAUUAUGCGACGCAGGAUCAGAGUACUCAAGUAAUUUUUGGUACCAGUGUUGAUAGACAAGUUCAGAGUCCUGACCAACUACAGUACGACUUUCAACCUCUCCUAGCUUCACAAGCUAGACAGGCCUUUCAAGUGGCCCAACAAAAAAAGUAUGUCAGUGAACCACAACAAUAUCAAACCGAGCAAUAUCAGACACAGCCUCAGCAAUACGUAGUGGAAAAACCACAAGUGAGAUACAUAACAAAACAAGUUCCUGCAAAACAAAGACCCCAGCAAAUUAAACAGAGAGAAGAAGAGGAUUAUGAUCCCAAUCCCUCCUACCAAUUCGGGUUCGAUGUGAAGGAUGAGUUGAACACCAACUAUCAGAAUAGAAAGGAACAAAGAGAAGGAAACAAAAUUACAGGAAGUUAUUCAGUAGUCGACUCCGAUGGAUUCAUUCGAACUGUUUCAUACACGGCUGAUCCCAAAGAAGGAUUCAAAGCUGAGGUUCAUAGACAGCCAACGGAUAUAGUUGUGAAAAUUCCAAAACCUCUACCACAAUUUCAGGCAGUACCGAAACAGCGAGUACAAUAUGUUGAGGAACAGCAGCAACCUCAUCCUCAACAGCGACGUCCUGUAGAAGAACGCAGACAACCGGCAAAUGUAGUAUACCAAUACCAGUAACAGUAUUAAAAAUUAUUAUUAUUUUAUUUAAGUUAUGUUAAAGUAGAAGACUGUGGUUAAUUGUAAAAUGUUUAUUUUUUAUAUUUUUCGUUUUAAUA
Messenger RNA from Diabrotica virgifera virgifera (western corn rootworm), 1006 nucleotides. RefSeq names its product bromodomain-containing protein DDB_G0280777-like. The record is from RefSeq and is a predicted model, not a curated record. The coding region runs from base 15 to 908 and encodes 297 amino acids. Lineage: Eukaryota; Metazoa; Arthropoda; Insecta; Coleoptera; Chrysomelidae. The transcript is spliced from 5 exons. Gene Ontology annotation, cellular component: extracellular matrix.